Penicillium lagena is the source of this 2259-nucleotide messenger RNA. RefSeq lists its product as uncharacterized. Bases 1 to 2259 code for a protein of 752 amino acids. NCBI's taxonomy places the organism in Eukaryota, Fungi, Ascomycota, Eurotiomycetes, Eurotiales, Aspergillaceae. The record is from RefSeq and is a predicted model, not a curated record. Gene Ontology annotation, molecular function: protein tyrosine phosphatase activity. The transcript has 3 exons. Gene Ontology annotation, biological process: protein dephosphorylation.
AUGACGGGCCCUGGGCAUUCGCCCUCUUCCUCGUGGGUACAGAGUGCGCAUCGCCGUGAGGGCAGUGCAACGCAGGCCCUGCAGUUCCCCGCCGGGCACCCCGGCUUGUCCCCGUCCAACCCCGGCAUCGUCUCUGCCGGGUCCUAUGCCGACCAGAGCCCCAACUACUUCGGCAUCAAGGUGGAAAACACGGGUAUCCCGCCAACUUCCAGCCCAGGACCUCAUGCACAGAAAGGUUGGGGCUCAUUACCGCACCCGCAAUCCUCACUGCCAAGCCCAAAACUGCAAUUGUACCCCCAGAACCCUGUUUCCGAGAACCUGGUGAACCUUCUGAAGACCGAAUCCGAAACCGACAAAAGACGCAGGGAGUCCGUCAUCCAGCACCGCUCGUCGCUCAGUGGAUCCCAAGCACCAGUUGGCCGUGGUCUGCCUUCACACACCCCAGAGAUAGAAGACCCAGGUGUUGAUAACCCGCAAGACCGCCAUUUUGCAGGGCCUGGCUCGAGGAGAAAGCUUUCUUCAUCACAUGUGUCAGCGUCAGCAUCGCAUCCAUCUUCGACAUCAGGAGAAUUUUGGAUCUCAUCGGACAGAUGCGCGGAACUAUUCCAGACAUCUCAGCAACAGACCUUAUUGCUGGAUGUCCGUCCGUACGCUCACUAUGUGCAGGGCAGCAUCAAAGGGUCACUGAAUCUGUGCAUUCCCACCACACUACUCAAACGUCGCUCAUUUGGCACUCAAAAGCUCGAAGGAACCUUCACCGACGAUGCUGAUAAACAGAAUUUUGCUCGGUGGAGAGAGUGUAGUGCCAUAAUUGUUUACGACUCCUCCACGACGGAUGUCAAGGAUGCGGUGCCUCUUCUGAACGUGCUCAGCAAGUUCCAGGCAGAAGAAUGGCAGGGCAGGGGUUUGAUUCUUCGCGGUGGCUUCAAAGAUUUUGCCAACCGGUUCCCACACUUGACCCAACAACCCUCACCACAACCGCAGGCCGCUCCAUCUAACCAGGGCACUUCCCCUACGAGCCUCAACGUCCGGUCGGUGGCACCUGUUGUUGGCGGGUGUGCCCUGCCAGACUCAUCCUCGGCUGUGACGCCAUUUUUCGGAAACAUUCGACAAAACAUGGAUCUUCUCGGCGGAGUUGGCCAGGUUCCUCUCCGGCAGCCUGAUCACUUGACCGAGGAAAAACGACGGUCACUUCCUGCGUGGUUGCAAGAUGCUUCGGAUCCAAAGGAUCAAGGUCGCCUUGUUUCAGAGAGAUUCUUGGAUUUGGAGAAAAGAGAACUGGAGCGCAUGAAAUCGGCGUUGAGCUAUGAUGGAUCAUCCAGCUCGACCGGCGACCCGCCCAAGAAGUACCGCGUUGCCGGUAUCGAGAAAGGCACGAAGAACCGGUACAACGAUAUAUACCCUUUUGAUCAUUCCCGGGUCCGACUCGAGGGGAUCCCGUCUGGGAGUUGCGACUACGUGAACGCCAACCACAUCAAAGCCGAAUUUAGCAAUCGACGAUAUAUCGCUACUCAGGCUCCUGUGCCAGACACGUUUAAUGACUUUUGGCGUGUGGUGUGGGAACAGGAUGUCCGACUUCUUGUGUCUCUCACAGCAGAAGUCGAGCGAGGACAGGUAAAGUGCCACCCUUACUGGGAAUCUGGGGAUUAUGGGCCAUUCAAGGUCAAGGCCUAUUCGGAGCGACAUAUCCACGUCGAAUCCAAGGACCGACCGGUUCAUUCCGCUGAGGCCGUGCCAUCCUCUCGCGACGAUGAGACCAACGAAAACCCUGUCAUCAUUGUCCGACAUUUCAGUCUCUGCCACACAGCCUUCCCGUUCCAACCAUUGCGGGAUAUCACGCAGCUUCAGUAUCCCUACUGGCCGGACUUUGGGACGCCGUCACAGCCAACUCAUCUGCUUGAGUUGAUCGAGCAGUGCAAUAAGGUUGUCCGCGCUACCAGCAGCCCUUCGUGGAAUCGCGAUGAAGCAGAUCCGAACGGCCAACGACCCGUGCUGGUGCAUUGCAGCGCAGGCUGCGGGCGAACGGGGACGUUCUGCACCGUCGACAGUGUGUUAGACAUGUUGAAACGCCAACGCGCGGAAGAUCAUGACAACAGCUCUGGGAAUCGCUGGACUGGGGAUCGUACUCUGGAUCUGAUUGCCAAAACUGUUGCCGACUUUCGGAAACAGCGGCCCAGCAUGGUGCAGAACCUCAGUCAAUUUGUGCUCUGCUAUGAGAGUGUUCUCGAAUGGGUGGUGUCUCAGGGGAGCACAUCUUAG